Molecule: messenger RNA, 3715 nt
Organism: Linum tenue
Lineage: Eukaryota; Viridiplantae; Streptophyta; Magnoliopsida; Malpighiales; Linaceae
Source: the annotation of a GenBank genome assembly
UAGUGGUUGACCCACCCAUUGCCCGAGUAGAAGCCGGACGUUCUCUUCCGUCACAUAUAUAGGGCACGACAACUGUGAACUGCCCCCGCCGUUUCGAACCUUUCUCCCCGCCCCCGGUUCCUGCCAAACCCACACCGCUAGGGUUCCGUCUGGUAUUCGCCGUGCCUGCAAUUACCUCGUAGCUUUUUUUUCUUCUUCUUCUGGAUUUCGCGCUCGCUGGAUUUUGUUUCUGGUGCGACGCACCAAUUAGGGUUCCGGACGGGCGUGAACGCGGGAUUUGAAUGGGUACGGAGAGGAAGAGGAAGGUGAGCUUGUUUGAUGUGGUGGACGAGUCGUCGGUCUCUGCUAAGCUCGCAAAGUCAGCGGCCAACGGUGGAGCAGCUGUUGGUACAGCCACCAUGUUCUCGAACGGGAUCACCCAGAGCGGCAGCAGCUCCGUCAAUCGGUGGAAUGGAAAGCUGUAUUCGCAGAGGUAUUACGACAUACUCGAGAAGAGGAAGACUCUCCCAGUUUGGCAGCAGAAGGAGGAGUUUUUGGAUGUCUUGAAGAAGAACCAGGUUAUCAUCCUUGUUGGUGAGACUGGGAGUGGCAAAACUACCCAGGUUUGGAUUAACUAGAUUUCCGAGUGUUUGUAUGAGGUGGAAUGCUAUAGUUAAUGAGAAUUGCUUGUUUUCAGAUUCCGCAAUUCGUUCUGGAAGCUGCUGAGUCGGACACUUCGGAUAAGAGGCGCAAGAUGCUGGUUGCUUGCACUCAGCCUCGUCGAGUGGCUGCAAUGUCUGUAUCACAACGUGUUGCUGAAGAGAUGGAUGUCAUCAUCGGUGAAGAAGUUGGUUAUAGCAUCCGUUUCGAAGACAAGAGCAGUCAUAAGACAGUUUUGAAGUAUUUAACCGAUGGUAUGCUCUUAAGAGAAGCCAUGACGGAUCCCCUGUUGGAAAGGUACAAAGUAAUAAUCCUUGAUGAAGCCCAUGAGAGAACUUUAGCAACAGACGUGCUCUUUGGCCUUCUCAAAGAGGUGUUGAGAAACCGUCAGGAUCUUAAGUUGGUGGUCAUGAGUGCAACUCUCGAAGCUGAAAAGUUUCAGGGUUAUUUUAGUGGGGCACCUCUAAUGAAAGUCCCUGGUAGGCUACACCCUGUGGAGAUAUUCUACACACAGGAGCCGGAAAGAGACUACCUUGAAGCAGCAAUUAGAACGGUUGUCCAGAUACACACAUGUGAAGGGCCUGGAGAUAUACUAGUGUUCUUAACAGGUGAGGAAGAGAUCGAAGAUGCUUGUCGCAAAAUUUCUAAAGAGAUUGGUAAUUUAGGAGACCAGGUGGGUCCUGUGAAAACCGUGCCUUUGUACUCAACUCUUCCUCCAGCCAUGCAGCAGAAGAUAUUCGAGCCUGCUCCACCUCCUUUAAAAGAGGACGGUCCACCCGGGAGGAAAAUCGUGGUUUCUACAAACAUUGCUGAAACUUCUCUUACUAUAGACGGGAUUGUUUAUGUGAUUGAUCCCGGUUUUGCCAAGCAAAAAGUUUACAACCCACGUGUUCGAGUUGAGUCCCUUUUGGUGUCUCCUAUUUCCAAGGCUAGUGCUCAUCAGAGAGCAGGUCGAGCUGGUAGGACGGCGCCGGGCAAAUGCUUCAGGCUUUAUACUGAGAGGAGCUUCAAUCAGGAUCUUCAGCCGCAGACUUAUCCUGAGAUAUUAAGGUCGAACUUAGGGAAUAUUGUUCUGACAUUGAAGAAGCUGGGAAUCGAUGAUCUAGUCCAUUUUGAUUUCAUGGACCCACCUGCACCAGAGACGUUGAUGAGGGCUUUGGAGAUGUUGAACUAUUUGGGAGCGCUGGAUGAUGAGGGUAACCUGACAAAGCUUGGGGAGAUUAUGAGCGAGUUUCCGCUCGAUCCUCAGAUGGGGAAGAUGCUGGUGGUUAGUCCAGAGUUUAAUUGCUCAAAUGAGAUCCUCUCUCUUUGUGCUAUGCUGUCAGGUAUAUCCCUUGAUUUCUCAUUUUGUGUUAUAUAGAUUUUUUUAUUGUGCUUAGCGUCGUCUGAAUUCUGGUAGCACAUGGUUGGGUUUGAAGAUCCAUUCCAUAUGGGCUUAUGCACAGUUUCACUGUGACUUUAGGGUGGAAGUUUGGUUUGGUAUCGGUAUUACCCACAGAAUAGGAAUUUGUGAAUAUAAAAUUACACUCCAUUUGCAGUAUUAUUCUAGUUUGAUGUUACCCAACUGCUUACCCAAAGUUCUCGGAUGAUUUAUGGAAAAGAUCAAAAUUUUGAGAAAUAAUGCUUUUAAAAAAUGAAGCUCUCUCUCCUAUGGCUUUUACGCCUAAUUAUUAAAUAAUAAAGUGAAAGAAUCCUGUAUUUUUCAAUAGUACUGAAUUACCGAAAUGCCAAAUGAAUAAAACCUAUAUAUGAUUCCACCAUAUGGCUUAUAUUGGGUAUUCCAUACCAAUCCCGAACUUCCAUCCUAACUGAGUCGGCUACCCUUCAGGCUCAUCAACUUCAUGCCUGUGUAGUACCACAAGCAUGUAGGUGAAGACGAUGUGUGCUCAAUUAGGUUGUGUCAUCAGCAACUCUUGUAUUGCUCCCAUGCCACCUCUUGUUGGCAUGCACCAUAUAGGAUUUUAAGUGCUGAUGCAGAUAGUUUGCAGUUUUCUCUCAGUAUUAUAUCAUCAUGAAGCAAAUGUUGUCGCGUCUUCUUCGCCUGUAAUGCGUCUGCUGACCAACCGUGGGCCUCUUCUGUGAUAACCCAAAAAUUCUUUCUUUAGUACCCAAUUGCUUUGUCCGCCCUAGGGAGGCACAAAAGGCUGCUGAUGAAGCCAAAGCUAUGUUCGCCCACAUUGAUGGUGAUCACCUCACUCUGUUGAAUGUCUACCAUGCAUUCAAGCAAAACAAUGAGGAUCCAUCAUGGUGCUAUGAUAAUUUCAUCAAUUAUAGAGCGCUGAAAUCUGCUGACAAUGUGAGGCAGCAGCUUGUGCGGAGCAUGUCAAGGUAUAACCUCAAGAUGUGCAGCACCGAUUUCAACAGCAGGGAUUACUAUGUCAACAUAAGGAAGGCGAUACUGGCAGGGUAUUUUAUGCAGGUUGCUCAUCUGGAACGUACUGGGCACUACUUAACUGUCAAGGACAACCAAGUCGUGCACUUACAUCCAUCGAAUUGUCUGGAUCACAAGCCAGAAUGGGUCGUGUACAAUGAAUAUGUGUUGACUAGCAGGAACUUCAUUCGGACAGUGAUAGACAUUCGUGGUGAAUGGCUUGUAGACAUAGCUCCUCACUAUUAUGAUCUGGAUAACUUCCCCAAGUGCGAGGCGAAGCAGGUUCUCGAGAAGCUGUACAAGAAGAGGGAGAGGGAGAAGGAGGAGAGCAGGAACAGAAGAUAGAUAUAAGAUAAUAAUGUCUGUUUGCAACCGAUAUUUGUGCUAGUCAGAAGAACGAAAAUCAGAGAAAUGGCAGUACGACCACGGAAAAGGCUCUUGGACCAUUUGAGUUUUGAUUGGUAUGAAUCGUCGUCGAUGAAUGCAAAUGAUUAUGCUACUUGUUUUUUGGUAGGUUGUUCUCAAACGAAACAGUAGUACUCUUAUUUCCUUGUCAAAAAAGAAAUGAAGGAUUGUUCAUUUGUUCCUCCAAAGUACAGAUAAUUAUUAUUGUGAUAUAGAUUUGUUUUAUAGUUGGGUACUAUUGUAUUGAAUGAAUUUGAAUCUGGAAUCUUCAAAUUAAAUAUUACUGGCAAUAUCACUAGA